Pangasianodon hypophthalmus (striped catfish) is the source of this 2798-nucleotide messenger RNA. RefSeq lists its product as uncharacterized. The record is from RefSeq and is a predicted model, not a curated record. The transcript has 6 exons. Bases 278 to 1300 code for a protein of 340 amino acids. Lineage: Eukaryota; Metazoa; Chordata; Actinopteri; Siluriformes; Pangasiidae.
CCCUCCCUUGGAGAUUAGCUGUAGAUUAGCUGAACAGUAAUCCCAACCAGCACAUGGCACGUCACAGUCUGAAAGUGUGUGUAAGCACUUUCUGUCCAUAGAUGUGUUAUUUUCUGUUGUGAGAGCACGAUGGCCAACAUCUAUACACUAAGGUAAACUGAACUUUUGCAUAUUAUGUUCUGUGUAGCACUGCAUGCUGUGUUAAUUCAGUGGUGUGGUACAGAUGAUGACAAUUGUUUAAACUGGCAAUGGAAAGAACUCACUUUUUUAUUAAGGGAUGGACAGCCACAAAAGCCUAUAUGAUAUAUUUAUGUUGGAAUCCUUUUUAAGAAUAGUUUUAGAUGUAGUUUUAGGCUGUAAAAUUUACUGUAUUCUACUGUACAAGACUGCUCAUUUUCCAUCAUCAUCUUGUGUUAGGGCAUUUUUCUUUGGCCAGUGGUCUUCCAUGGUAAGACUUGAUGGCAAAACAGUUAUUAUUACAGGAGCCAACACUGGCAUUGGCAAAGAAACCACAAGAGAUUUAGCAAAAAGAGGGGCCAGGAUCAUCAUGGCUUGCAGAGAUAUUGCCAAAGCUGAAGCAGCGCAGAGAGAGAUUGUUGCAGAGUCAGGCAACCAAAACGUUAUAAUCAGGAAACUAGAUUUGGCGGACACCAAAUCAAUCAGAGAAUUUGCAGAAGUGAUAAACAAUGAGGAGAAGCAAUUACAUAUUCUAAUAAACAACGCUGGAGUCAUGAUGUGCCCCUAUUCUAAGACAGCAGAUGGCUUUGAGAUGCAAUUUGGAGUCAAUCAUUUGGGCCACUUCCUUCUAACUUUCCUGCUGAUUGAUUUGCUGAAAAAGUCUGCCCCGUCAAGAAUCAUCAUCGUGUCCUCCAUGGCUCAUAGCUGGGGCACAAUUAAACUGGAUGACAUCAACAGUGAGAGGAGUUACCACAGCAGGAGGGCGUAUGGACAGAGCAAGCUAGCGAAUAUCCUCUGCACGCGAUCCCUGGCCAAAAGACUUAAAGACACAGGAGUGACAGUAUAUGCUGUCCACCCAGGCAUCGUUCGCACUGAACUAAAGAGACACAUGAACCUUGGGCUCCUUUGCAUGUGGAAAAUGGUCAGGCCUUUCACUAAGACAGCAGUGCAGGGGGCUCAGACUUUAAUCUACUGUGCUGUAGAGCCAGCCCUCGACUCACACAGUGGUGGCUAUUACAGCAAUUGUAGACCAUCAAGUUGCACAAGAGCUGCUAGAGAUGAUGAAAUGGCACAGAAGCUGUGGGACCUCAGUUGCCAGAUGCUUGGCAUGAACUGGGAAUGAAUGCAAAAAAUAUUUGACAUACACACACUGACCACUUUAUUAGGAACACCUGUACAUCUGCUUAGGCAUGCAGUUGUCCAAUCAGCCAAUCAUGGGGCAGCAGCACAAUGCAUAAAAGACAUAAAGACCAAGCAUCAUUUUCCAAUCUUUAACAGUCCAGUUUCAGUGAGCCUGUGCCUACUAUAGCCUCAGAUUCCUGUACUUUCUGGCUGACAGGGGUGGAACCAGAUGUGGUCUUCUCCUGUUGUAGCCCACCUGCCUCAAGGUUCAGCAUGUUGUGCAUUCUGAGAUGCUUUUCUGCUCACCACAGUUGAGUGGUUAUUUGAGUUAUCAUAGGCUUCCUGUCAUCUCAAACCAGUCUGGCCAUUGUCCUCUGACCUCUCACCUCAACAAGGCCUUUCCACUGACAGAACUGUCUCUCACCCGAUGUUUUUCGUAGGUUGUUAUAUGUGAAAAUCCCAGAUCAGCAGUUUUUGAAAUAUAGGCUACAUUGUAUAAUUGUACUAUCAAUGUAGUAUAUAGUAUCAGUAUUGGUGAAUCCUGAUUUUCCUAAUUUUUUCCUCAAGUAUUUGAAGCUCAGCACGUUAUAUUUCUUUAGAGUGUUUUUUUAUUAUUAUUAUUUUUUCUUUUAUCUGAGGCCACAGUUACAUUUUUAAUAAAAUAUAUCUGGCUUGAUUCACAUUCAUUUGUGAAGUCAAUCCAUCAUUGUAAUUGUGAUGAAAUGAAUGAAUGAAUGAAUGAAUGAAUGACCCCAAUUAAUAUUUGCUACAGGGGUGGCAUGACAGCUUUUUGAUGGUUCAUGGUUAGGGCAAAAAGACAUAGCUUUUGCCAUUUUUUUGGGACUAUUACUGACAUUUUUUCCUAGUUACCUCAUUAAAAGGCACUGACACAUUCCUGAUUCCUGUGUGAUGUUGGCAUUGAUACAUGCAUUGAGGAGAGAGGUCAGGAUUGUAGCAUGUAACUCGCACUUGCAUUGUUUUGUGAUGGAAAUUCCUGUGGUAACUACCAAAUGUUAAACUUUUAUCAGAUAAAACAGAACCAUUUAGCCAUGUGUUUGGCAAUAAUUGAUAGGAGCUAAACAUUCACAGAAGGGCACAAGAGAAGACUGUGUAUGUGUGUAAUGCGGGGAUGAUUUUAAUAAAAGGUUUAUGGUAUAUUGCUGCAGCACUGUUCCUGGAAUAGGCUCUGGAUAGACUUUGACCCUAACCAGGAUAAAUCGCUUACUGAAGAUGAAUGAUUAAAUGUAACAAAAUCUGAAGCUGUUUCUACAGGAAAGACAAAGAAAAACACUGCAGAAAAUGAUAUUCUAAUAGUGAGACAAACCAGUUACUGUAUAAAAUGUUCCAAUUACAGUCUUUAUGGCCAUGUAUUGUUUUUCAGACAAUCUAGGUCCAUUUAUGAAAGAACAAUUUUUUUUAUUCCCAAAAGAUUUUUUCAAUCAGAUUUGUGUCACUUGAUCACAACACACUAAGUACUCUGUACUUAACAUGUCUGUUUG